Molecule: messenger RNA, 3050 nt
Organism: Saccostrea echinata
Lineage: Eukaryota; Metazoa; Mollusca; Bivalvia; Ostreida; Ostreidae
Exons: 3
Coding region: 169-846 (225 amino acids)
Biological process (GO): small GTPase-mediated signal transduction
Molecular function (GO): GTPase activity; GTP binding
Source: RefSeq, a predicted model, not a curated record
GAAAAUAAACCAAACUUCUCUUUGGGAUUUUUUUUUCUGGAACAAGUUUGUGAUUGAUACAUACAUAUUUUAAAAGGAAAUAUUUGUUGAUGGAUAAUAAUUGUACGGAGUGAAAGGAAGGUAUACAUGGAUAAGUAGGAGGAAGUGAUAAUCUGCUCACAUCAAAACAUGGCUGAAGAUCCCUCAGCCACGGAGGUUAGCAAGGCCCCCCAAAAGAUCAAAGUAACCGCUGUGGGCGACAGUGGCGUUGGUAAAACCUGUAUGUUGAUGACGUUUGCCAACAAAGAAUUCCCGUCCGACGGAAGGAUCCCAUCUCUUUACGAAAGUGGUACUAUAAAAGCUGGUAGGAGUGACGCAUACGAAGUUCCGGUGACCAUUGAGGUCUGUGAUAGCUCUUAUACCUUAGGAUUGACCGACACAAUAGGCGAGGAUGAGUACCGGAAGCUGAGAGAGUUAUUCACCAGUGGAACGGAUGUGUUUCUGGUGUGUUUCAGUGUAAUAGAACCGGAAACACUGGAAAAUGUCAAACGGAACUGGCUAACAGAAAUACGGAUAUUAUCUCCCAAGGCUUCUUAUAUUUUAGUAGGAACAAAAACAGACAUGAGAAACAAUUUAGACGUUAUAAAUCAACUGAAAGAGAAAAACAAACGACCAAUUUCAUCACAGGAUGGCAUCAAAUUCGCAAAUGCUAAUGGCGCCAAAACCUACGUAGAAUGUUCUGCAUUGAAUAAAGUUGGACUGGAAAACGUUUUCGAACAAUGUGUUAUGGCGGCCACGAAUAGGCAACCUAUCAAAUUAAAAGACAAGAAUAAAGAUAAACACAAUCAACAAUGUGCAAUUUCGUAACAUAUCAUAAGUUUGUUGCAGUUGACUGUUUUUCUAGAAUUCUUGUUCGUUCGUGUUCGGUAUAUAUAUUCUCGCUGUUUUGGAGGGUAAUUCUCAGCAGCCAUUCUUCAAGAAAAAAAAAUGUUUUUGAAGAGUUUUGAUUGAAUGAUAUCAGAUAACUGGAUUUAUCCCUAAAUUCAGUUUUAGAGAAAGCCGCCCGGACUCGCGAACAUAUCACAUCCUUAGAACUAAAUGCAUUAAGAAAUCCACAUUGCUCUGUCCUAUUCAUAUCUUAAUUUUUUUUAAAUAUAUAUAUAUUAAGAUUUCUUAACAUGUAUAGAUUGCGUUUUCCAGUUUUCAUUUCUAUGUCAUAUAUUAUUGUAAAAGUAUAAUUUCUAAUGAUGUUAGAUAUUCUAUAGUGACUCUCCCGAUUAGUUGUUAAAUUUUCCAUUAUGAAUCUUUGCAAAGCAUUCUACCAUGUACAUUGUGCAAAAGCGAUAUUGCUUUUACAAUAAAAAAAAGUUGAUAAUUCUGAAAAAGAACAAGUAAACAGAGAGCGGGAUGGGUGUAUAACUAUUGUUACUAUGUUUCCAGAUUGUAUUUUGUGCAGGAGUCGAGCUUGGAGGUUCAUUUAUUUUUAACUAGUUGUGUAAAUAUACUGAUAAUUCUAGGACUGCGUACCCCCCCCCCCUUUUUUUUUUGAAUCCGCACAUUUUUGCAAUAGAUAUCUGGCCUUGUCGUAAGACUUCCUGACUCUAUAGCCACAUAUCCUCUCAGUAUAGAAUUAUUGUGUAUUGUAUUUUUUGGUUAAGUUAAUCUUAACAAGGAGUAUGGGACACUUACUAAAUAUAUACAAUAACUUAUAAUAACACUUGGCUAUCACUAUGAUAAAUAUUGGUGCUGAUACAUUGUUACACUAGAAGAAAAAAAAAAACACUACACUCCAUCAAUGUUCACUGGUGCUUAAAUUUAAGUUCACUGAAUAAGAAUACUUGUACUUCCCAUGCUCACGGGAAAAUUCCGUCAAUUUCAGCUUUUCAUUCUUAACAUUAUCUGAUAGCUAAAAAAGCUGAAUUACACAUUUUUAUUCUGGCUUUUCAUUUAACUGCUUCAUAUCAAAACUUUACAAUCAAAUCAAAACCUUGAUAUCAGAACACUCUCUCUGUAGCAAUACCAUAAGCCAGAUUUCUCCCGGAAGGAAAAAACACUAUAUACAUUUUCCGGGCGGGCUACUAUGGAACACUGAUGUCGUUUUUUUUCAGUUUAAGUCCAGAUAAGCUUGCUAUCCAUCUAUAUUCCCACGAGGGAACCGGAAAACAUUUGUUUUAACACCUUGAAGUAUAUAUCUGUUCUUACACUACUUUAUUUUUGAUGAUUUGAAUCAUAAUUUGCAGAAAAUAUUCGAGUACAUAUACACAUAGUAAAAUAGGUUGAGAAGAAACAGUUUCAAUGCUAUCAUAUAAUGUUAAAUACUCAUAUUAAACAAACGCCAAUCUUUAUUAUUAUAUUCAGUCUUAAGAGAAAUUGUUUGUAACCAAAAAGAAAAGUUCAUAGUAAAUAUUCAACUAGAGAACGCACUUUCUAUGAGAGAACGCAUUGCAAAUACAUGUACAUGUAGAGUUACUAGAUGUGGUAAUCGGUGCAACAUUACAAUAUAUAAGUUGUUACGUAUCUUGUGGUAUAUUAGACUUGAUGAAUCCGUACAGUAGGCGGUAAUUCUCUUGCAAUGUCUCUGUAUAUCGUUCGUCUAACACAAGAUGUAGGGAGUUCAUAAAGCAAUCCUCCAGAUCCUGAAAGAGAGGAAUCAAGUACACCAUUAAACAAUGAGGAAUCGUACGCCAUUAAACAGUUUGGAAUUAAGUACACCAUUAAACAGUGAGGAAUUAAGUAAACCCGCACCAUUAAAUAGUGAGGAAUCAGUUACACCAUUAGACAGUGAGAAAUCAAGUACACCAUUAAACAGUGAGGAAUCAAGUACACCAUAAAACUAUGAGGAAUCAAGUACACCAUUAAACAGUGAGGAAUCAAGUACACCAUCAAACUGUGAGGAAUCACAGUGAGGAAUCAAGUACACCAUCAAACAGUUAGAGGAAAGUAAACACCCGUUAAAGUCCACUGAAAACACAUAAGUGUAUUGACAGAUAUAAAUAUAAAUACGUGAAACUAAGGUAAAAUAAAUUAAUGUUUGUUUUGUUGGUACAUGCAUUAAAUUAGUAAAGAAAGGA